This is a messenger RNA of Nymphaea colorata (pocket water lily), 2636 nucleotides long. RefSeq lists its product as uncharacterized. Bases 346 to 2088 code for a protein of 580 amino acids. The record is from RefSeq and is a predicted model, not a curated record. The transcript is spliced from 7 exons. Lineage: Eukaryota; Viridiplantae; Streptophyta; Magnoliopsida; Nymphaeales; Nymphaeaceae.
UCGUUUGGCGGAAGGAAUCAGCGUCUUUCUCUUUCUCUGUGUAUUUUAUCCACUCCGCCGUCUACCGAGCUGAUCACGCACGUGCGAGCUUCUACACGAGCGAGAACGAGGAAGGGAAGGUUUUGGUUUGGAGAGAAGUGCGAUCGCCGUGAUCUUAGCGAGCGCUCACCGGCGUCCGAUGCCGUCGAGUCCCAUCGACGUUUGCCCUCGGACGUAGAUCUCGGACCUCUGGGCCCCGCCUGCGAUAUUCUCGCGGCAUUGUCUGGCCUUUCUGUCCUUAAGACGGAGAAGGACGGAAGAGAGAGGGAGGGUUUCUAGGGUCUCAGGGGACUUCUCUUGCUCCGGAUGGUUCAGAUGGUUGAGUCCUCCGGCCUGGAGCCGAAGAACGCGGCGGUGAAGCCGAUGGCGGCGACGACGAUGGCUAUCGGGGAACCGGAUUCGCUGAAGAGGUUGGCCGUGAAAUUGGAGGCCGAGGAUCCCGAAGAGGAGGAAAGCGGGCCGCCCGGCAAGAGGUCUAGGUACGAGGCGCCGUACCAGCAGUGCACCAUGGGCACAACUGCAAUUUCAACCCAGUCAGCAAUAUAUAAUCCGCUCGAUGAACCUAGUCCACUUGGAUUAAGGCUGAGGAAAAGUCCGUCAUUGUUGGAUUUGAUUCAGAUGCGACUUUCUCAAGGCGAUGCUGCAACAUUUGGAGUUGAUGGCAGUGGAAACUUGGACCCAACAAAGAAAAGGGAUUUGAAAAGUUCAGUUACGUCAGCUGCAACUGACAAACUGAAGGCUUCCAACUUUCCUGCCUCACUUUUAAGGAUUGGUUCUUGGGAGUGUGUGUCAAGGUAUGAGGGUGACCUGGUCGCGAAGUGCUAUUUUGCAAAGCAUAAGCUUGUCUGGGAAGUUCUUGAUGGUGGUCUCAAAAGCAAAAUUGAGAUCCAGUGGUCGGAUAUCACUGCCUUGAAGGCAACUUUCCCAGAAAAUGGGCCUAGCACCCUUGAUGUAGUGUUGGCCAGGCAGCCUCUGUUCUUCAGAGAGACCAACCCUCAGCCAAGGAAGCACACCCUAUGGCAAGCAACAUCAGAUUUUACGGGAGGCCAAGCAACCAUACAUAGGAGACAUUUCUUGCAGGUUCCUCAUGGAUUGCUUAACAAACAUUUUGAGAAGCUUAUUCAGUGUGAUCCUCGUUUAAACUUGCUGAGUCAGAGACAAGAUAUACCAGUAGAUUCACCAUACUUUGAUUCCAGGGGAUCUGCAUUUGAUGACCAAGAAGAGUCUAAAUGCCAUGGAUUUGAUCAUAUGAAAAAUGAGUACAUGUCACCGUUUUCUGGGUUUCAGGACUCUGCAUCAACAGCUACUGCCCAGACAUCAGGCUCCAAGAGUGAGGCCAUGGAUCCUGCUAGCAGGUUGCGCGAGCCUGUGUCUCAGGAAACUCCAUCUCCUAGUUCUGUUAUGGAUUCAAGGGCUAUUGAAGAACAUGGAAGCAUCGGAAAUGAUAAAUCAAAAGGGUCAGAUCUUUGGGAACAGUUCAGGAAUCCUGCACUCCGUUCAUCGAUGUCAAUGAGUGAUUUGGUAAAUCACAUUGAGAACUGUAUCACAGAACAGAUGACGUCUGGCAAUCCUCUUCCAGCUGGUGAAGGCCCCUGGAGCAAGGAUGCAUUGGAUGAGAUAGCUCAGUAUCUGCUGAGUGAUUCUCAGAAUCAGACGGCAUCUGAUGAGCAGUGUCUCAUGACAAGAGUGAACUCUCUCUACUGUCUCAUGCAGAAAGAUACAGGUACUGAUCAAGAAACACAUGCAACCAGUGAAAACAGGGGCAAUGCCCAGGUACAAACAGAUGGUCAAUCUGAUGAUGAUGAUGAUGAUGAUGAUGAUGAUGAUGAUGCUAUUUCUCCGUUAGGAGGCUAUGGAAAAAUGGCCAAAUAUGUUGCAUCAUCUAAUGCUGAGAUUGAAGAUGGACCUGACCGCAAGCAGAGUACUACAAUGUCUAGAAAGGACUCCCUUAGUGAUUUGCUGCUUAAUCUCCCUCGGAUAGCAUCGCUUCCCCAGUUUUUGUUCAACAUUUCAGAUGAUGUUGGUGAUCGAGCCAGGUUUCUUUGGUAGUUCUGGAGAGCCAUGUGAAUGACAACAACAGAAUGGCCAGCCGACUCAGAUUGAGUCCACCUUAUGUGCCUGCAUUUCUGGAGGUGAUAUCUUCUUCUAUGAGCCAAGGGUGCCUUUCUGCUGCAGAACAUGGAUGAAGUGUUACAGCCUGGACACGUCCUCUUUUAUAUACAAGCUGGAGCCACUGCGAGCAUGAGUAGUUUCAUGCACAUCUAGGCGCUCUUUAAAAAAUUGCAGUAUUCUUCUGCGAGCCAAAUUACUCCCGUGGACCGUGACACAGGCAACGUGUUGGAGGAGAACCUGAAAGCAACAUUUGCCGCUGAAUCCAUGUCAAGAAUUCUCUCAACUGUGCCAUCUUUAUUUGUCAAGACUUGAUGAGGUUUAGGCUUAACACCGAAAAGCCAGUAGGCAUGGCGUGAAGGAUGUGAACUCGAAGAGUUGGCUGGGCCUGGAAUCACCUUAUCCAUUGAGUUUUGCGGCAAGUGUUUGUACAUAUCUCUCUAUUGAAUGUUGUGCCUUUUAUGGUCAAACAUGAUUUUAUCUCGUAA